CGUUUGCAAAAAUAUCUCGAGGUUUUAUUAUAAACGUUUCCAAGUUACAAGCGCAUAGAUUAAAAGCGAACAAAUAUAAUGAUCAAUGAAUAUAUGCAAUGAUCCUUUCUAAUUCAAAGUACUGCUUUAAUGCAAUUUAGCGCAAUAAUAUAGAGGAGAUACGAAAUACAAAAGAAUGAUAGCCUAUAAUUAUUUAAGAAUAGCUAUCUAAGAAUUCAGUGUAACCCUCGCGAAACGUUCAUUCAGUAGGAGAGUGCUGCGGUUUUGCGACAAACUACCGCGUCUGAUCGAGUGCGCGGUAGUGCCUUAAUCUUUCUCGCAGGAUCCUAAGGAUCGUCAGUCCCGUCGUUGCAUCGCACAUUCAUUCGUAGAUCGAACCGGCCGGCCAGUCCAUCCCUACCAUCAUCCGUGGCAGAUCUCCCUCCGGAGUCCACAAAUGCACCCUUACGCCCGCGACUUCUUUCCCGAACUCUAUGCGAGAGCCCACGCGGGUGACGUCAUCCGGCGCACGAUUGGUCGAGCCGGUAUUCACGUGACCGCCCGCCUGGCCAGUGUCUGGAGGGUUGCCGAGGGACAGAAGGAGAUGCGCGCGACAAGGCGAGUAGGGAGAAGCGAGGGUGCGCAACGGAGAGGGAUAGCGAUAGGGGUAGAUAGAACGAUCGAGUAAGAAGGGAGAAGAACGAGGGUGUAGGAGAGACUGAAAGAGAGAAAGAAAGGGGAAUAGAGAAACGCAAAGAAACCCUAAGGGAUGAAGAAGGAGCGAGGGUGCACGAUACGAGGGGUAAGGUAGACAGAGGAAGGAGUAAAGUGGGAGAGAGAAAGAUCAGAAAUAUAGACGUUGGUGGAUUUACCGCGAUGGUGCGACAGAGAGAAAGAGAUAGGGGCGAAUACACGCAGAGAGGCGAGAGGGAUGGGCCGAGUGACGCGAGAGGGUAGAGCGCGCUGGAGGGUGAAAGAGAAACGACUGGUAGAGGGGAUCGUGGUGUGCAUCGUCGGAAGGGAAGGGGGUGAUCGCGAGACUCGCCAGUCAUACUGCGACGACCGCGACGCCCCAACGUCUCGGGGUGCCAUUUGUCCGCUCGUGACCUCGAAAAGCCUCGUAAUAAUCGUUCGCGACACGACCGGCGUUUCCCCGUGAGCUCUUUCGGGCGCGAUAACCAUCGGUUUGCCGCCGCAAGAUGAGUUAGGGAAAACGGAAGGAUCGAGUCAGACGAUCGUCACGACGAUCCGACAAAGUGUCGUCCGAUGACGAGAAAAUAGAGCAUCGGCAGUCGUGAAUCGUUUCUCUCGCAUGCUCCGCACGGUAAUGCGCUGCUCGAGCUGAGUCAAGCCGAAUCGAGCUGAAUCCACGUCCCGGAAAUUCUCGCGCUCGCACCUCGAAUCGCGCGCCUUCGCGCGUAAGAAUGAGCUAAUCGCGCGCGCGAAGGGUGACUUGUCAGCUGCAAGGUCUCUUUUGCGCGACACUUCCGGGCUCGCACGGGUAUAGAGAGGAACAUAAACCGGGUGCGCGCACGGCAACUGCCGUCGAGGACACUUUUAUAGUUGUGUAGAACGUGGCCACGAUGGUGCUCCACGGAGUGAAUCAAAACGGCCUCCUCUCCUUCGAGAAUCCCAACUACCACCUGGACCCGGCUCGGCUGGAUGAUGCCCUGAACAGCAACGGGAACGGUAGCUCUCUGUAUGACGAGUUGUAUCAGGAAUUGGUGGGCAGCGGUGGCAGAGGCGGCGAGGUGACCGGCGGCGGGGGAGGGGGUGGAACGAGAGUGCAGGCACGCAGAACCUACGCCACAUUGGAUCUGGGCAGCAUGGGGGUGGACGUCACCCAGGGCCCCCUCACGCAGGAUUCCGUGACGGACGAUGCUUCCGACAACACGGACAACCAUAACCUAGGGUACGGCUGCGAGGGUGUGGCGGAGUCCGCUCUCGUCGACGACACCCUCAACGGGAAUCCCCGCACGUCCUCGUCGACGUCGAGCGCGAUCCUGCCUCAAUCUCACGCCCUUCAGUCGGAAUCCGCGGGAUCGAUCGACGCUGCGGACACUUCCGGGUCGAGAAAUUAUUGCGAGAAACCCGACAACGAGACCGCAGAAAUGGGCGGCGUGCCGCACGUGGAGGGUGGCCUGAACAGCGAGCUGUACGCCGUGCCGGUAAAACGGCGCCAGCCGAAGGACCAGAAGAACAAUGCGAUUCUCCAGAACAAUACCCAGGAGAAACCGACGGACGUGGACAGCACCGAUUCCGAGGACAAAGAUGAGAAUCUGCCGUCUGGCUGGCAGAAACACGAGGACGAGAACGGACCUUACUAUUGGCAUGUGAAAAGCGGUAACAUACAGAGAGAACCGCCGGAGGCGCCGUUGCACACGAAAACAGAGGCACGCCGGAGCCUGAUCAAGGAUAAUGAUAGCAUAAACAAUUUUCACACAUUGAGCGGCGUGGUGAACACGGUAACGCGCAGCAACACGAGCUCGGCCCUGGACCAGGAAUUGGAGAACAAGAGGAAGGUGGAACUAGCACUCAAACGAAGAAGCUAUCCUGCGAGAGCGGACUCGGAGGGCAGGGACAAACCGAUCAGAUUCGCCGUGCGAUCCCUGGGUUGGACGGAGAUCGCGGAGGAGGACCUGACACCCGAGAGAAGCAGCAAAGCCGUGAACAAGUGCAUCGUCGAUCUCUCGCUCGGCAGAAACGACCUUCUGGACGUCGUUGGACGAUGGGGCGAUGGCAAGGAUCUAUUUAUGGAUCUUGACGAGGGCGCGCUCAAGCUGAUCGAUCCAGAGAAUCUCACUGUACUAAACACACAGCCUAUUCAUACGGUCAGGGUAUGGGGCGUAGGGAGAGAUCACUGUCGCGAGAGGGACUUCGCUUAUGUCGCAAGAGACCGAUCGACCAGGAAACACAUGUGCCACGUGUUCCGCUGCGAUAUACCGGCGCGCACGAUCGCGAACACGCUGCGAGAUAUUUGCAAGAAGAUCAUGAUCGAGCGCUCGCAACAUCAGACUCUCGCGAAACCGGUGGACAUCAACGGCCGAACGAGUCUGGCCACGAGGCCGACGAAUCUGCCCACUGAACACCGGCGCUUUCACAGAAACGGUCAGGCACUAGUCACGCAAUCCUUUCCGACGCCGAUGGAAGAGCCAAAGAAGGUGCUGCGAGCGCAGUAUCUCGGAUCUAUGCAGGUCAACCAGGCGACCGGCAUGGAGGUACUGAACGAAGCGAUAGAACAUAUCGUGGCGAACACGCCGAUCAAUCAAUGGCGAAACGUGAACGUCGCCGUAGCUCCUAGCAUGAUCUCCAUCCUUACGCCGAAUGAGGACAAGCUCAUCACCGAGUGCCGAGUGCGUUACCUAUCAUUCCUCGGUAUCGGUCGCAACGUGAAGCAAUGCGCCUUCAUCAUGCACACCGCGCAGGAUCUGUUCAUCGUACACGUCUUCAACUGCGAGCCCAGCAGCGGAGCCCUCUGCAAGACGAUCGAAGCCGCUUGCAAGCUGAGGUACCAGAAAUGCUUGGACGCACACCCGCAGGGCUUCAGAAACGCCAGCAGUCUGAACACCCCGAGCGGCAGGGGCUUGGGCGCGACCCUGAAAUCCUUGGUAGGAUCCUUGACUGGACGCAGGAACAAGCAGGGUGAAUCUUGAGACGAGGCUCUCUCGCUGCAGGAACUCUGGCCGCUGCCUGCUGAGCGAGAGGUGAUCCGACACAGGCAUCUGCAGUCGCCACUGACCCUCAAGUAUUUCGGCGGUUCGCCGCCGAGCGCAUCCCUCAAGUCGCUGCUCUCACCCUCCCUGGACACCAGGCAUAUCCAACUCGCCCGCUGGGAGAGCAACCCCUAGAACGGCGCGCGUCGGGGAUACAUGCCCGGAUACGCCCGAUCGAGGGAGAUGGUACGGCCGGGACAGGACGUACGGAUGUUCCCUUUAACGACGUAAACGACUGAAUCACGCGAAGGAAAUUCCGCAAAGUGCUAUACCAAUACCACAGCUAUAGUGGACUACGCUUACCUAUGUCGAUAUGAUGUUAUGUAUGUUAACGCAGUGUCCGAUGAAGAAGGGGCGGAAAGGGGUGAAACACAUCGCGGGGUUCGCCCCGUUCUGUCGCAAGACGCGUCGAUCCAGUCACGAAUCCUCGAAAAGCCAUCGUGCGCCGGUUUCGAGGAUGGCGUUCGCGAGGAACCGAGCUUGCGGGGUGAAUGAACGGAGCAGAGGGGGUACGAGGAAGAAUCAGGAUAGUUUGGAGAGAGCAAAACGUCUGUAUAUACAGGGCGGUGAUUAUCGCGCUAAAUUUAAUCAACUCGCUUGCUCGAGUAGCAGGCAGGGAGUUGGAAGGAGCAGCAGGUGGAGGCAGAGGCGGAAGAGGAAAUGAUGGAGAAACCCGCCAGUGGGAUUUCGCGAGCGAAUCGAGUUGCGUGCAUGUCGGAGAGUGUGAGUGAGCCGCAGUUAGCGUAGCACUAAGCGUAUAUCCGCGAAGGCAUUCGAGAGAUGAUUCGAGGGGAGCUAUAGAGAGCUUGCGUAUAUAUAUUAUAUAUAUAUAAAUAUAAUAUAUAUAUAUUAUAACAAACGAACAAAAAAACACACCUACACACAUACACAUGUGUGGAGAACGCGCUUCCACACUACACAUACACAGACACGCACACACGCACCGACUAUACCAGGUGUUCCACGAACGUGCCGCUCUUUCCUUCGUCGUCCGUGAAACUUACCGGACUUCGGAACGACGAAGCGAUGCGACGAAGUAACCGCCAGGGACACCCACACGCGCACGUUAACACGACGGCUAAGUUAGGGAGUUUAUUUUUUAUGACGACUUAGUAGGAGCUUUAGAGAGGAGAGCUUGCAGCACCUCGGAGAACACGAGAAGCCGAUACGACAAAUACUUAUACCGCGACCGUCCUUUUAGACUUCAACCGGGGGGAGGGUAGAGGAGGGCAGUUAGGCGGAAGAUGAGUGGCGUGAUGCGACUUGAAAUAUCGGAGCCGCACGCGCGAUAAUCACGUGCAAUAAACGUUUGCCCGGCACUCGGACGGGAUUUACGUCCGCGUUACGGUAAUAGCCGUUAAGCCGCGAGUAAUACGGCGGUAUUGACGAUUUAUUGCCGUCGGUGAUAACUAUUACUCUCGUAAGCGCGCGAGACGGCAAUACGGUAAUUAUUAAUCGCUAGAAUUGCUGAAAAAUCGUAUGCAUAUCAGGCCAUCUCCUACUUCUUUCGAUUCGCUGUUCGGCGGACCGACGUUCGGCGUCUCGACGGAGACGCCCGUCGCGAAAGGAGUCGGGUGUGCGAUUUAAAAAGACGUUCCGCGUUCACUAGCGAUUUGCCGCUGCUGUCGUAGAACUUAGAGAGCUGCGAACUUAUACAGAUCGAGAUUUCGUACUCGACGCACCGCGUGAGUCACGAUACACGUUCAUUCAACACAAUUUACACACGUGUGCGCACCGAUUAACGAUUAACGCGUGAACGAGACUCGCCGCUGUCGCUGGUUCGAAGAUGUAGGCACCACGAUUACGCGCGACACACCUGCUCCCUAAUCUACGCCUAAUCUGUUAUUAAUUUCCCGUCGAUCUUCUUAAUCCUCGCCGUUAUUUAACGAUCGACGCUCGCGAAUGACCUCCGUGACGAGAAGCAGCGGUGUUUCGAAGAUACCACAAUAAUAAAUUCGCUCGCCGAUUCCCGUUCAUCGAAUCCCGAGCCGAGUCUCUUCGAGACACACCCUAGUGGUAUUUAUCGCGAGAAGAGCGAUCGUGCGACGGAAAUCGCAAUCUCCUCCUAGUUUUGCCUCGUGAGGGAUUUCCUUUCGGUCGAGCGCGAUCCUGGUCCUCCUGCGAGGACGGUCACGUCGUACGAGCCAUCGUCGUUGCGAGAGAUACAAAGUUGUGCGGGACCCAGAACGAAGAUAUUUCUAUGUAGCGUUUUAAAUAGGAGACAAGAGAAGAUGAGAGAAGUGAGGACGCAAUAGAGGAAAAAAAAAAAAAAUGUUGCGGGAGUGUGAGCGUGAGAGGGUGAGUAUGCAUGAAGUAUGCCGCCGGGGUCGCGGGGAGGUGUAGGCCGAUUAAUAUUAAUUAUUAAUGUACAUAGUUUGUCGCGCGACGUUUCCCUCUCUGUCACCAUUGCCGCGAAUCCUUCCUUCUUUCGUUUCGCGUCGCGAGAUCGAACACGGUAGACGAUCUUAAUGAACGCGAGCCGAGUGAGUCUAAUUAAACGCGCGAUGCAUGCGUUUGAUAUCGUUGUACAGUUGCAUCCGGGCGAGCAAUUGCACGCCAGGAUGCUGCGAAUCUGCGACAAUUCCCAUGAUCGUGAGAGAGGGCUCGACGGGAGGAGAACUUGAUCGGGAAAAUCGGAUCUCUCGCCGUCGCCCUCGAAAAUGAGGAUCCUAAUCCGGUCCUCGCGCUUUCGCUUCGCCGUCUCACGGAUCUACGAUCGCGGGAUCGAUCGGUGAUCUCGGUCGAUCGCGAGACGCAAUUUCGCAACGCGCGAAUCUCUGCCUGUCCCUUUCAGCUCGCUCAUUUUUCUUUCUUCUCUUUCGGAGGGAAGACAGCCUCGGGAAAAAAUAAAAAAUGGAAUAAAACGAAGCGCGCGCGCGCGCGCGCGCGUGAGAGAGAUGACUUGACGAGCGGAUUGGGGAUGUAAAUACGAUAUACACGUGUAGAGAGUAAGGCCGGAGCUAUGGAGUUCAAUCGACACCGACACACGCACACAUACAUAGACUCACACGUCUCACGCAUCAUCGCGAUGCACCGCGCACGUGCCGAUACAUUGUUCCUCACGUUUACACGGCGAUACAGACACAUGUCCACGUCUACGAGUAUACACACAUACGAGAGAGAGAAAAACUACCCACGUACAUACACGCACGCACUCACGAAUUGCGCAUACCUUAACUGUCUCUUUAUAUAGGUGUGUUGACAUGUCGUCACGGGAGAAAUAUUCUCGAAUGGGGGAGGGUGGUGGAUUGAAGGGGGAUCAAGGGGGAGGGCUGGAUUUCGGGUGAUGAAGAACGCGACAAGGGUCACUUGCAUAAUUGACAUAGCAUAGCGAACCUUACUGUAUUUACCGUGACAUGUAAUAACUUUAACGAAGAAGAAAUGCGAAUCUACUGAUAGAAGAGUUGUUCUGCACAAAAAAGAAAAAAACACAUGCUUCAUUGAUAAUUAUAGUGUCUCUCUCUCUCUCUUUCUUUCACUUUCUCUCUUUCUCUCUGUCUUUCUCCAGCUUCCUCUUUCCUCUCCUCCUUUUUCUUUCUUACCUCCUCUCUCCCUCCCUUCUUUGAGAGAAAUACAUAUCUCUCCCUCUAUACCUUUAUACUAAUUGCUAAUUAAUUAUCAUUUUCGACACGAGGAGUGCUUUACAUCCGACGGGACUCGCGGUCAUUAUUACGAAUUGAUUGUGCAUUACUUGAAGAAUUAUUCGACGCUAUUGCCUCACGAAAGCCUCAUUGUUACUACUACAUUGUUGUCAUGAUCAUCAUUAUCGUCGCGUUAUUAUAGACGACAGACUUUAAGGAGCCGCCAUCGUCGUAUUGUCAUACUAUAUAUUAUAUAUUGUUACUACAGAGAGACUUUUGCAGACGCGAGCGGGGGAGAGCGGGUACGUCUCACCAGCGUGUGAUUCGAUUACGCGGGGAUUCGGCCGCCGAGAUUUAGGAUCGAGGAAAUGAAAGUUUCGGUAAUGCGUCCCUCUAUUGGCACGACGCGCGUUAUUGCAUCUCUCUCCACUUCGCGAUUGUGCGACUUCAAGCGCGCUGGAGCCGCCCUUACGGACGCCCUUACGCACCCACUCUCUCCCUCGAACGAUAACUCACCCGGUGCGUCGCGAGAAUCGAUCCUCGCGAGGCGAUCCGGGUGACGAGCGCUUAAUUAAGGCGAUUAAUUAAGGAGAAGCGAGACGAAAACACCCGUUCUGAGUACGUUCGCGUUCAGAACGAUUUGCCGAGGUCCGGCGAAUCGUACGUAAGCGAAGCAAGAGAAGCCGGCAGCGGGGUUCUAUUUGGACAGACACACACACAUGCACACACAGAGGGAGAGAGAAAGAGAAAGAGAGAGAGAGAGAGAGUUUACACAGAGACACGCAGAAUUUUAUAAAGUGGAAUCCCGCUGCAACGAAACUAAAAAUUAAGAAAACCGGAGAAGGAGAAUAAAAAAAGAGGCGACGCCGCGGAUAAAAGAUACGGCGCGUUUCGUGUGCGAGAGGACAAAUACUUUGUAUGCACCCGCCUCCAUUGUUCAUGCCCAUUUGUAUUGCGUAGUUUCGGCCGAUCGUUAAUCACGAAUCGGUCGCGAGAUACUAUUAUAAAUAUGAAUAUAAAUAUAAAUAUAUAAAUAUAUAUACAUAUGUAUACAUUAUACAUGAUGAUAUAUAUAUAUACAUAUGUAUAUAUAUACAUAUAAAAAGCAAGACAGAAAUGAAAUUACUGUAACUACACACCUGCCUCUUGUGAAUAAAUGCCUAUUUGUUUCU
Ooceraea biroi (clonal raider ant) is the source of this 8445-nucleotide messenger RNA. RefSeq names its product protein Fe65 homolog. Gene Ontology annotation, cellular component: nucleus; cytoplasm. Gene Ontology annotation, biological process: regulation of DNA-templated transcription. The record is from RefSeq and is a predicted model, not a curated record. Lineage: Eukaryota; Metazoa; Arthropoda; Insecta; Hymenoptera; Formicidae. Gene Ontology annotation, molecular function: transcription factor binding; amyloid-beta binding.